Molecule: messenger RNA, 4449 nt
Organism: Rhipicephalus sanguineus (brown dog tick)
Lineage: Eukaryota; Metazoa; Arthropoda; Arachnida; Ixodida; Ixodidae
Product: nuclear pore complex protein DDB_G0274915-like
Exons: 7
Coding region: 1-4449 (1482 amino acids)
Source: RefSeq, a predicted model, not a curated record
AUGGAGUUUUGCAGAAAUCAGUUCUGCGGGGUUCUGCAUAAUCAGUUUCGCAGAGUGCAAGCAGUGGCUCUGAAAGUGUCCCACUUGUGUCCUAAAACGCGCAUAGUGGACAGUCAGGAUGAGGCACUGGCUGAGGCACUGGCCCAGGCAGCAUCAAGCUGGCACCAGAGUGCUGGGGAGGAGGACAGCAUCUUGGGGAGCCUGCCGGCGCCUGACAAUGUAGUCGACGAUGAGGAUGACAACGAUGUCGAGGACAUGUCACAGGUGUUUCAGCUAGCGGGCGAACGGGAACAAGACGACGCAGACAGCUCGAUGUCGGACCACUCCGAUGGCAACGAGGCCUAUGACCCGUUCCAGCUCGAUGGUGCCGACGACCAACCUGCUGGGGUGAGCAGGGCGGUGGCCACAACCACCCGGGACCAAGGGACGCAGACGGGAGCACGGCCGCCCGUACUGGUGCGCCGACUGCUGGGCAGAGCACGAGCACGGCGGUUCACGCGCCUCUCUCUGCGACGACAGCAGCAGCAGCAACAUCCGCAGGGGCGGAAGCAGGAACGGUCGCCGGCAAAACCCGCCGGAGCGGUAGGACGAUCGGGCGAAGCUCCGGGCUCGUCUCCUCCAGUUGCCGAGGAUUGGCAGCGCUGGCAGAGCUGUUGCGUGGCAUCCAUGCUGAUGGUGCCAGUGGAAGGCAACAGCACGCCUUCUGGAGGGGAACCGAACCAAUCACCGUCCUUGUCCAUCAGGAGUCAUGAAUCAAGCUCCCAACUGCUGGAUGCCAUUCGUCCAUGCUCCGUCGAGCUUCUCCGCCUGACAGAGAAGGAAAUCGUUCGGUGGCAGCAUCGGCGAGAGCCGGAGGGUCGCCGGAGGUGGAGUCUGCGGGAUCUGGACAAGCCCGGCCAGAGUGUUGCUGCCCCGGACAUGUCCGAACCCAAGAAGCAACGCCGGAAACGUGGUCUUUCGACGGACAGCAGUGCCAGUUCACAACGAAGUGCUUCGGCUGGCAGAAGACGUGCUGCCCCUGUGAACUCUGUGUUGCCUCGCUCUGAGCGAUUUACAAAUCUGGAAGCCCGCUCAGUGGAGCCAGCUCACCGGACUCGUCGUGUUUCUUACAGCUCUGCGUCGGAGGACGGCCAGAUGUUGAACAAACAUGCAAAUUCCAGGACUGGGAAAGCCAGCAAAAGAGUUAAAGUGGCAGCUGAAUCUUCCACCAGUGACCGGACAUUAAGAGAGAGGGAGGCGGGUGAGAAAGCUGAUAAGGGUCAGGCUGGGGAAGCUGUGACAGACGCUGGAAAUGAUGCAGAGUCUCCAGCCUUCUCUGCGGCUGUGGCUACUGCCGACCUCGGCACGGAGCUUAGUGUACCGCCUGUUGAGAAACGUGUUUCACAUUCACGAAGAGAAAGAAAGCUGUCGUCAAAGCGUCACCUUGCAGUUGAAGUAAUUGAAUCUGUACCCAAUUCUGACGCGUCAUCAUCAUCAUUGUCACCAACGUCACACCUUGUAAACAGGUCCAGUGAUCCCGAAGGGAGUACCAGCAGGCCAUCUAUCAUCUGUCGGAUCCGGAUCCAAGGAAAACACGGAGUAAUCUCUACCACCAGCACUCGGCCUCGUGUGGUUGGCUUUGUCAGUCCCGACAGGUCGACAACAGAAAGCCGUGUUGCGGAUCUCGGUAGCCCUCCAACGUUUGGUGCUAGUGAAUCGUCGAGCAGCACCGUUGUUGAAACCCAGAUGUCAGAUGGGUCUGUGCCUGCUGCCACACCUUUGAGCUCUGAGGUGACAAAUCUCAGUGAGUCGUUGAAGGUCAAGGUUUCUAAGAGGAAUCAAUCAAGCUCUGCAACACCUGAAGCAACAGAAACACGGUUAAAAAGUCCUGAACGAGCUUACUCAUCAACAGAACCUCUUGCCACGCACUUGAGCCCCGAGGUGGUAGAUCCUGUCGAAGUGUUGAAGCGUAAGGUUUCUAAACAAAGUAGGUCAAGCAUUGUGACUCCCGAAGCAUCUGUUGUGCAUUUUGAAAGCUCUGAAGCAACCCAUAUGUCAGAUGCUUCAUCACUUGCCACGCCUUCAAACUCUGAAAUGGCAGACUCGGGUGUUGCAUUGAGGCGGCCCAAGAGGUUGAGGAAGGGCCAAUCAAGCUCUGUGACACCUGAAGCACCUGUCACGCAGUCGGAAAGCUCUGAAGUUGUCCGUGCGGUGGACUCUUUGGAGUCUGCUGCCUCACCUUCAACCUCAGAGUUGGCAGAUCCUGGUGCUACUUUGAGGACGAAGUCGUCUAGAAAGGGCAAGUUGAGUGACAUGACCCCUGAAGCACCUGCCGUACAGUUAGAAGGCUCCAAAUCGGCUCCCGUGUCAGGUGCUUCAACAUCUCUUGCCACACAUUUGAGCUCUGAGUUGGCGGAUUCUGGCGCAGCUCUGAGGCGCCCCAGGAAGAGCAAGACGAGCACCGUGACACCUGAAGCACCUGAAGCAUCUGCUGUGCAUUUGGAAAGUGCUGAAGCCUCUUGUGCAUCGGAUGCCACAACACCCCUAGCCACACCUCUCAGCACCGAGGUGGUCGACUCUGGUGGGGCUGGGCAGCCCAAGAGUUCUUGGAAGAGCAAGUUAAGAACUGCAGCAUCUGACACACGUGAUGUGCAUUUAGAAAGCUGCAAAGCAGGUAACGUGCCAAGCACUCAUGAGUCGGACCCUACAACUCUAAGCUCCGAGGUGACAGAUCAUAGUGCGUCAUUGAAGGUCAAAAUUUCUAGGAGGAGCAAGUUAAGCAUCACAAAACCUGAAACACCUGCUGCACAUCUGGAAAGCUCUGAAGCAGCCCACAUGCCAAAUGCUCCUAACCCUGUUGCCACACCUUUGAGGUCUGACACAGAAGAUUCUGGUGUGGUGUUGAGGCCUAAGAGAACUAGGAAAAGCAAAUAUGGCAACGUCACAACUGAAGCACCUGGAACACAUUUGGAAAGCUCUCAAGUAGUCCAUGCGCCAGAUGCUCCACCAUCUUUUGCUGCACCCUCGAGCGCUGAGGUGGUAGAUUCUGGUACAGUGUUGAGGUCUAAGAGAUCCAGGAAGAGCAAGUCAAACAUCACGACACCUGAGACACCUUUGGAAAGCUCUCAAGCAAUCCCAACGCCAGACGUUGCAACAUCUGCCGUACCCUUGAGCUCCAAGGUGGCAGAUUCUGGUGCACUAUUAAGGCCUAAGAGUUCUAGGAAGAGCAAGUCAAACAUGGUGACAUCUGAAGCACCUGAAACACAGUUGGAAAGUUCCAAACCUAUGUUGAGCGAUGCACCUCCUACAGCGGUAGAGCCAAAGGUCCCUGAAGCUGCUACAUGUAGCUUGCCAAGCAGGAGAAACGUUCGUGGUCCUGCCAGCAUUGGGGACAUGCAUGACCACCAGCUGGUGCCCCUGAUGGGUGCCCAGGACGCAGCCCUAGGAACAUCACAAUCAAGCGGGGAUGUCGAUGCUAUUCAGGAGCCUGAAAAUGGAGGGGCUAAAACUGCGCCAUCUAAAGAAGCGAAAAGUCGCAGCUCAUCGAGAAUCUCUGCUAACAAGUUGGCUCUUAGAAGGAAGGUUCGUGAAGAAGACAACAAUGAAGGCAAGCCCGGUGCUCCUGAACAACAAAAUGAUAACUGCCUUGUUGCUGACACUUCAGGCAGCCGCUCACCAGUCUUUGAUGUUGGUGUUGCCUCUACAGCCACCACUGGCACGGUAACCUCCAAUGUUUCACCAUUUGAUAGCGCUUCCUGCAGCACAGGUGCAAGCUUUGCCAAGCUUGUCAGCAACCGCACCACGACUAGGCUAGUAAGUUCGGGCUUACAGGUGACGAGUAGCAGCACGCCCAACGAUGGGAUUCCCAAACCUGGUGCCCCUGAAGCAGUCGGCCCUCACGAACGCCCAGUGUCUAGCGCACCUAGGUUGGGCACACCGUCAAGCAAGCGGGAAGUGGGAGGUCUGCCGAUACGUUCGAGCAAACCGCGAAAGAAAGCAGCCCUUCCCGAAGCUCCCGACCCUCGAAUACAGGAACUGCUCGUCACCUAUGAGAGGCUUACUAUCACAACGCCUAGUGAGCUGUCGGGUGAUGACAGUGUUGGCAGCAAGCAGCCUGACGUGGCACAGCCAUCCCCAUCGUUUAACUUGCCUGAAGCAGCAGGAAGUGGCAACCCACCACAAACAUCUCCAUCAAGCAGUGGGACUGAUUCUGUUCAGAAAGAAGGCUCCCAAAGAUGUGAGAGUCACAGAGCGCCUGAAGCAGAGCACCUUAAAGGACUCUCAGAUAGCAGCAACCUUGUUGAUACAAAAGAAUCUGACAGUUCUAAGUCGGGUGCAUCAUCCAGUACGCGUGGAGCAGCUGAGGCCAGUGGUUUGAUGAAAGGUGCUGCUAAAGGAAUGGAAAACAGCCCUGAAUCUGUCCAGAACCUGAACCUGUCCCAAACUGUGCAGUUAGUGAGCCAGAUGUGA